Phyllostomus hastatus (greater spear-nosed bat) is the source of this 1187-nucleotide messenger RNA. It is a transcript of the gene DUT, whose product is annotated as deoxyuridine triphosphatase. Bases 81 to 806 code for a protein of 241 amino acids. The record is from RefSeq and is a predicted model, not a curated record. The transcript has 7 exons. NCBI's taxonomy places the organism in Eukaryota, Metazoa, Chordata, Mammalia, Chiroptera, Phyllostomidae. Gene Ontology annotation, molecular function: dUTP diphosphatase activity; magnesium ion binding. Gene Ontology annotation, biological process: dUTP catabolic process; dUMP biosynthetic process.
UCCGAGGUCACUUUCCGGUGCGCACUCGGCAGGCGACUGCAGGGCCGCAGUAACCAACCCGCGCCUGAAGCUCGGGGCGAAUGACUCCCCUCCGCCCUCGCCACGGGCUCGUCUACCACUUCCUAUCCUCUUUGCGCCGCUCAGUGGGUAAAGACGCGCCCAGCGCUCGGACCGGAGCCGAGACGGCGGCCCUCCGUCGGCUAAGCCGGUCCCCUCGCCCCGCCCGCGCCCCGCCGGGGACCGCGCAGCCGGGGGCGAUCCCGGCGCUGUCCAGCGCUCGCCGCCUGAGCAGAGGAUGUCGCAGUGCUACCAUGCCGUGCUCUGAAGAGCUACGCACCCUCUCCCCCAGCAAGCGGCCCCGGCCUGCAGAGGAGGACGGCGCGCGGCUUCGCUUCGUCCGGCUGUCUGAGCACGCCACCGCCCCGACGAAGGGGUCCGCGCGGGCGGCCGGCUAUGACCUGUACAGUGCCUAUGAUUACACAGUGCCACCUAUGGAGAAAGCCCUUGUGAAAACCGACAUUCAGAUCGCUCUGCCUGCUGGGUGCUAUGGAAGAGUAGCUCCACGUUCUGGCUUGGCUGCAAAACACUUCAUAGAUGUAGGAGCUGGUGUCAUAGAUGAAGAUUAUAGAGGAAAUAUUGGUGUUGUACUGUUCAAUUUUGGCAAAGAAAAGUUUGAAGUUAAAAAAGGUGACCGAAUUGCACAGCUCAUUUGUGAACGGAUUUAUUAUCCAGAAAUAGAGGAAGUUCAAGGUCUGGACGACACGGAGCGGGGCGCGGGGGGCUUCGGUUCCACCGGGAAGAACUGAAAUGUAUGCCGACGACAGGAAAUGGGAAAACGCUUGUUUCUUAAAAAUCAGAAGUUGGUUUGGUUUUGUUUUUGUUUUUUUUGUGCUUACUAGCUUUAGCUGCUAAAAAUACUUAGUUCUCUUAUGAGCAAGGAAAGUGUAUAUUUUUCUGCAUUUGAUUGUUAAUAUAAAUCUGCAUGGUAGCCUAACAGUUUAUUUUUUCAGUCAAAUGUACAUCAGUUCCUGAUGCUCUCCAGAGCUCUUCUUUAAUUUACUAAACCCUACUCCUUGAACAAGGUGUUUGCUUUAUAAAUGAUAUGCAAAGCCUUUUAUUCAAUAGAUUUUAAUUUUUUUCAGAUACAGAUUAUUACAUAAACUGAAAUAAAAGACAAUAAAAAGUUA